AUGAUGGAUUCUCAAACUCCCCAUCCUGACAGCUCAGAGCUGACCAAUGUCAUGCAAGAUGGACUUCAUGGCGGCGGCGCCUCAUCGCGCGAUGAUACCGACACGGAACUGCAGCGCAACAUCUCUCGUAUUGAGCGUCUGCAGGUUGAAGAGAGGCGGGACGCUCUACCGUCGCCAAUGGCCACUCUACUUCCUGAGCUCCUUUCGACAAUCUUCGUCAUCUAUGCGAGAGAUGACUUUGCACUUGCCAAUCUGCGAUGGACCAAGCUUUUGUUCGUAUGCCGACACUGGUACGAUGUUGGUAUGAGCACUCCGGAGCUCUGGAGUAGCAUCGACCUCUCCGACGAUCGCGAUCGAGACGGAAACGUGACUCGCACGUUAAGGCGCGUUCUAAUACAGAGAACUCGUGCAGGGAAAUGGCCGUUGACAGUGAAAAUUGGAAUGCUACAAGGCCGUGAAUCCAACAAGCAAGCCACUCUCAUCUCGGCGCUGUGGGAUCCUCUUACCUUGUACUCUCUGACAGUUGGGAGCAACCGCUGGUAUACAGAGAAAGUAUCGGAAAAGCUAGAAGCACAUCCGCAUACAACUCUCAGACACCUUACGAUGCGCUCCCAUAAACAGACCAAUCCCAGCUCGAUCCCAGAUAUUGUGUUGGGUGUUCAUACCCCGCAAUUGCGACACCUGUCGGUUGACUGCAUGGCGUUCAACUUCAACUCUAUUCAAGGCCUGCGAAGCCUGCACGCCUCUUUCAAGCAGGGGUUCUCGAUAACCUUUGAGUUAUCGGACAUACUCGAUGCCCUUGUCCAAUGCCCGCUUCUCGAGCAUCUCCAAUUGAUAAUGCCCGGGUCAUUUAGACCCGAGGCGGCACCCGCAGCCAGAUAUGCAGCGUUGUCGCAUCUGGCCUCCGUCACCUUACGCGGCACCGACGAGUUUUGCAGCAACAUGCUGCGCGCCCUCCGAGACUUGCCAUGCACUACAAGCAUCGCAACAUCGAACUUGCGCAAAGCAUGGGAUGCCAAUCUUUCAGCUCCCCCCUCUUCACUUUCUUACUUCAAGGAUCAUGCCUCCAGAGCUGACGCGCCGGCAAUCCGUGUCCUUGGCCUAGUGAGGGAGCCCAGAGGCUUCGCGGCGCAACUCUUUCAGUCCGGUCUUACGGGUGACCUUGAACCCCGUCUUUGCAUCACCGGCCCGCAGUGGGGGGAGACUGGACGACCGCGCGCACGACCGUACCUUUGCGCCGUGGCCACGUUCGACACAGUCUCUUCGCAGAUCAAUGCUCUACAAACCAUCCUACAGUAUUGGCCGAUUUCUCAGGUCACGCAUCUCGAUGUGCGCACAAGUGCGCCAAUCGACGCGGACGUGUGGAGAGUGCUCUUCGCGACACUACCCACUGUAACCACUGUGAUGAUUCGCCCCGAGUCUCCAGCGGCGACUACCCUAUUUGAGGUUCUAGAUGAACACCUGAGAGACAGAGGUGGUUGCGUCAUCGAGAGCAUCAUGCUCGACCUCACAUGGACCGGUGCCCAUACACGAACAGAAGUCAGUACUGGCCCUCGCGCCGUGAUGUUUGUGCGCGGUAUACUGGGGCACGCCCUCGCAUACUGCGCUGAGGCUAUGCGAGCAAACGUACCGUUGGAGACUAUGGAGGUCGUCAAUGAUAAGAGGAACUACCUAGACUCGGUCGAUUGCAAUGAGUUUUCCAAGGACCUCGGGCGGGGAUUUGUCUAUCGUGGUACCUUGUACAGUACGGCUCGGGAGUGA
Peniophora sp. CBMAI 1063 is the source of this 1761-nucleotide messenger RNA. NCBI's taxonomy places the organism in Eukaryota, Fungi, Basidiomycota, Agaricomycetes, Russulales, Peniophoraceae. The record is from the annotation of a GenBank genome assembly.